GUGACCAUGUGUAGUUCUCCUUCUGAUUUCUUCCGUUCCUCAGUGAAACAAGAGCUGAGGCCCAGAAGGUAAGGCGAGACUGGCAGUGUGACAAGUAGCUAUCUCGAAGGAUGUGAGGACACCCACCCCGGAAACCCGGACGCCAUGAGCAGCACUAAGGACCCGCCCAAGGGCAGCAAGCACGGAGGACGUGCUCAAAGGGAGGCUCGCCUGAACUAGACACGGCGGAGUGCAGCCCCUGGUGCUGUGGACACAAGGAAGCGGCCCUGGCCGUGGCUGACUGAAGCAGGGAAGCCUCGCAUAUCACCCUCUCCGAUGUCCACUCAACCCAAAACCACAUGCAGACCACCCCUCACAGGCAGACCCAAGCCUGUUGCUGCUUGACACCCAUGGGAGCCCAGGCCAGGUGCCACCUGCGAGGCAUAAAGCCCGCAGAGGCAGUUCCUGAGGGACCUCCGCCGUCCGCCAUGAAGGGGAGCAGCACCAUCCUGCUGGCGGUCCUCACUCUGCUCUGCUCCUGCGGGCUGGCCACCGGGGAGGACAGCAGUGAGUUUUUCAUGGACUUCCUGCAAACGUUGCUGGUGGGGUCCCCAGAGGAGCUAUACGAGGGGCCCCUGGGCAAGUACGACGUCAACACAGAUGCCAAGGCAGCACUGACUGAGCUCAAGUCCUGCAUAGACGGCCUACAGCCCAUGCACAAGGCGGAGCUGGUCAAGCUGCUGGUGCAAGUGCUGGGCAGUGAAGAUGAUGCCUAGCAGACCCCAGUCACGGCUCCAAGCAGCCACGGGACCAGCUAUGCAGGCAGCCAUGGCCACGCCGCCCCAUUACCACUUCCCCAUGUAUGAGUUCAUCCUAAAACUGUUCAGUCAAUAAAGCCUCCUUCA
Ailuropoda melanoleuca (giant panda) is the source of this 884-nucleotide messenger RNA. RefSeq names its product secretoglobin family 1C member 1 (gene SCGB1C1). NCBI's taxonomy places the organism in Eukaryota, Metazoa, Chordata, Mammalia, Carnivora, Ursidae. The record is from RefSeq and is a predicted model, not a curated record. The transcript has 6 exons. The coding region runs from base 339 to 755 and encodes 138 amino acids.